Molecule: messenger RNA, 4415 nt
Organism: Amphiprion ocellaris (clown anemonefish)
Lineage: Eukaryota; Metazoa; Chordata; Actinopteri; Pomacentridae
Gene: sgk1
Product: serum/glucocorticoid regulated kinase 1
Exons: 13
Coding region: 617-2473 (618 amino acids)
Biological process (GO): protein phosphorylation
Molecular function (GO): ATP binding; protein serine/threonine kinase activity
Source: RefSeq, a predicted model, not a curated record
GAUGCUGUCAGACACACACUGACACACACACACACACAGACACACACACACUGACACACACACACACACACACUGACACACACACUCAGUAACACAAACUGACAUGAACACCUCCUUCGUCUGGGAUUCUGGCUUUAGUUCAGAGAAACACCUGUAACUGCUGCUGCACCAGAGAGACUGCAGCAGGACCAGGAUCAGAACCAGAACCAGGGCCAGGACUAGAACCAGGACUAGAGCCAGGACCAGGACCAAGACCAGGAUCAGGAUCAGAACCAGAACCAGAACCAGGAUCAGAACCAGAACCAGGACCAGAACCAGGACCAGAACCAGGACCAGGACUAGAACCAGGACCAGAACUACCAGCAUCAUAGAGAAGCAGCUGAUGGAUGCAGAUAUAAAGUCAAACAGCACCAGGAGCUGCUGUCCUCCUCCUGUCUGACUAUUGAUGCUCCAGUGAUCUGUUUCAUCGCCUCCUGAAUCCUGACUCCUCUCUCCUUCCUCCUCCUCUCAUCUCUCCUUUUCGUGUUCUUCAGCUGCAGCUCCUCCUCAGACUUCGACUGUUCCUCUGUCCGUCAUCCUGGGAUCCACGGAGGCGACCGGAACGCCGCCGUCGGCCAUGAAGACCGGAGGAGGAGGAGGAGGAGGAGGGGGGGAGAAGACGGCCUCCUUCUCCUUUAAGAAGUGUUCAGCGUUCCAGUUCGUCAAGAGGAAGGUGCGUAGAUGGAUGAGGAACCCGAAGGUGAGCGUGGAGAAGUCUCAGGGGAAGAACCUUCUGUAUCCGUGUCCCAAGUGUCCGCUGGCCGAGGACUUCUGGUUCCACCACUUCAACUCUCCGUACGGCUGCUGCCACUAUUCAGGCCUGCAGGGAGGAAACUUCUACCACCAGGAGCCCUGCUCUCCAUGUUCUCCAUGUUCUCCAUGUAGACCUGCUGCUGGACCAAACCCUGGAGACAAGAACAAGACCUGCAAGGUGAGGAAGUGGGGGAUGUUGUCCCGUCACCAUAGUGACAGCACCGUGAAGCAGAAGGAGGCGGAGCCAGAUGUCCACCUGUGCAGCUGUCAGUCCUGGGGGCUCCACGCUUCGCCCCUAUUGGCCAGUCCGGUGAUGCUGGAGUGCUCGAUCUGCAGCGGUCCUUACAUCAGCUACGCCCUGGAGGACACCUGGCAGCCACGGCAACGCACUCAGGCGAUGGACCUUUACUACCACAAUGAGUCAGACCCAGACAGCUACUGUUGCCCCGGCGACGGCACUUUUAUGAAACAGAGGAAGAUGGGCCUGAACGACUUGAUCCAGAGAUUCGCCACCAGCUCCUCCUACGGCUGCAAACACCCGGAGGUCCAGUCCAUCCUGAACCUGAGUCCUCCUCAGGAAGCAGAACUCAUGAACACAAACCCGUCUCCUCCCCCCAGUCCAUCCCAGCAGAUCAACCUCGGCCCGUCCUCCAACCCGUCAGCCAAACCCAGCGACUUCCACUUCCUGAAGGUGAUCGGUAAGGGCAGCUUCGGGAAGGUGCUGCUGGCCCGCCAUCGCACCGACGACCAGUUCUACGCCGUCAAGGUCCUGCAGAAGAAGGCCAUCCUGAAGAAGAAGGAGGAGAAACACAUCAUGUCGGAGAGGAACGUCCUGCUGAAGAACGUCAAGCAUCCCUUCCUGGUCGGCCUCCACUACUCCUUCCAGACCGCCGAUAAGCUCUACUUCGUUCUGGACUACAUCAACGGAGGGGAGCUCUUCUACCACCUCCAGAGGGAACGCUGCUUCCUGGAGCCCAGAGCUCGGUUCUAUGCCGCUGAGAUCGCCAGCGCCCUGGGCUACCUGCACUCACUGAACAUCGUGUACCGAGACCUGAAGCCGGAGAACAUCCUGCUGGACUCGCAGGGACACAUCAUCCUCACCGACUUCGGGCUCUGCAAGGAGAACAUCGAGCCCAACGGAACCACGUCCACCUUCUGCGGUACGCCGGAGUAUUUGGCUCCUGAGGUUUUACACAAGCAGCCGUACGACCGGACGGUGGACUGGUGGUGUUUAGGAGCUGUUCUCUACGAGAUGCUGUACGGACUGCCUCCGUUUUACAGCCGAAACACGGCAGAAAUGUACGACAACAUCCUGAACAAGCCGCUGCAGCUGAAGCCGAACAUCUCCAACGCUGCCCGACACCUUCUGGAGGGUCUUCUGCAGAAGGACCGGACCAAGAGGCUGGGCUGCUCCGAGGACUUUGUUGAAAUUAAGAACCACAUAUUCUUCUCCCCCAUCAACUGGGACGACCUCAACGCCAAGAAGAUCACACCUCCCUUCAACCCCAAUGUGACGGGUCCAAACGACCUGCGGCACUUUGACCCGGAAUUCACCGAGGAGCCGGUACCGAGCUCCAUCGGCUGCUCCCCGGACAGCGCCCUGGUGACAGCUAGCAUCAAAGAGGCAGCUGAGGCCUUCGUGGGUUUCUCCUACGCCCCGUCCAUGGACUCCUACCUAUAGGACCGGAACGGGCCGAGCCGGGUCGGUUCUGAGGACUUUAUGGAUAUUUAAAACCAAACCCUGCAUCUGCACACGCGUGUUCUCGACAUGUUUUGACUUCCUGCUCCAGACGUCUGACUCCAAGUUUGUGGAGGUUCUUGCACUCAGGCAGCUGACAAGCACACUCAGCCUCCACCUCGUAGUCCGGCAUCAUCCACCUCAUCCUCUUAGCCUCCACCUCCUCCAACAUCCUCCUAGCCCAACACCUCCAUCCUCUUAGCAUUAACCUCCUCCAACACCUCCAUCCUGGUAGUCCAACACCUCUAUCCUCUUAGCCUCCACCUCCUCCAACAUCCUCCUAGCCCAACACCUCCAUCCUGGUAGCCCAACAUCUCCAUCCAAGUAGUCCAACACCUCCAUCCUCCUAGCCUCCACCUUCAUCGUUGUAGCCUCCACCUCCUAGCCUCCAUCCUCGUAGUCCAACACCUUCAUCCUCGUAGUCCAACACCUCCAUCUUCGUAGUCCAACACUCUUUAACCUCGUAGUCCAACACCUGCCCCAACACCUCCAUCCUCUUAGUCCAACACUUCCAUCCUAGUAGUCCAAUACCUCCACCCUUGUAGUCCAACACUUCCGUCUUCUUUGCCUCAUAGUCCAACACUUUUGUCCUCAUAGUCCAACACCUUUACCCUAGUAGUCCAACACCUCCAUCUUCUUAGCCUCCACUUCCUCCUACACCUUCAUCCUUGUAGUCCAACACCUUUAUCCUAGUAGGAUAAAGAUGUUGGUGUUGGAAGUGUUGGACUUCCAUCCUUGUAGUCCAACACUUCCAUCUUCUUAGUCUCAUAGUCCAAUACCUCCAUCCUAGUAGUCCAGUACCUCUAUCCUAGUAGUCCAACACCUCCAUCCUAGUAGUCCAGUACCUCCAUCCUAGUAGUCCAACACCUCCAUCCUAGUAGUCCAGUACCUCCAUCCUAGCAGUCCAACACCUCCAUCCUAGUAGUCCAGCACCUUUAUCCAGGUAGGAUAAAGAUGAGUUGUUGGUGUUGUAGGUGUUGGACUUCCAUACUCCUAGUCCGACACCUCCAUCCUUGUAGUCCAAUACCUUCAUCCUCGUAGCCCAAUACCUCCAUCCCCUUAGCCUCAACCUCUACCCUCAUAGUUCAACACCUUUAUCCUCGUUGUCCAACACCUUUGUUCUCGAAUUCCAACACCUCCAUCAUCGUAGUCCAACACCUCCAUCAUCCUAGCCUCCACCUCCAUCCUUGUAGUCCAACAUCUCCAUCCUCAUAGUCCAACACCUCCAUCCUCGUAGUCCAACACUUCCAUCAUCCUAGCCUCCACCUCCAUCCUUGUAGCCUCCACCUCCAUCCUCGUAGUCCAACACCUCCAUCAUCCUAGCCUCCACCUCCAUCCUCGUAGUCCAACACCUCCAUCAUCCUAGCCUCCACCUCCAUCCUGGAACCCCUUCCUGCUGGUCCUGGAGCAGCCGGAUCGUCCCGGUGCUCAAGUUUUUGAUUCUUUUCCGUUUAUUUCUGCACAUCUGACUAAAGGGAGUCUAUUGGAAGCUGAAUGUUACAGAAGGAGACGUUUUCUUCUCAGAGGUGCCUUUUUGUUUUCAGUUCCUCCAUCCUCUCCAUCCCCGUCGCUCCACCUGAGAUGUAGCACUAAAGGUAGUCGAGUGUCUAACACGUGAGGAACUUUGAUUUCUUCAUUUGCACAUGAAGCGUCUUCCAUCACUGAAGCCAACAUUCCACUUUAAUAUUGCUGUUUGACGGUAUUUAAGUUUGUUUGUAUAUUUGGAUUCUGUGUUCUAGUUUUAAUAUAUAUCGAACAAAAAGACUAAAGGUAUGCUUAGAUACGUAACGAUUCAUGUUCAAUGUACUGUAAAUUGUAAAAUUGUUUGAGAUUUAUGUGACCAUGUUUGGUUUGCAAUAAAAGUUUAACUUUAUUACACCGUAAA